Stegastes partitus (bicolor damselfish) is the source of this 2291-nucleotide messenger RNA. RefSeq names its product cyclin dependent kinase inhibitor 1Ba (gene cdkn1ba). Gene Ontology annotation, molecular function: protein-folding chaperone binding; cyclin-dependent protein serine/threonine kinase inhibitor activity. NCBI's taxonomy places the organism in Eukaryota, Metazoa, Chordata, Actinopteri, Pomacentridae. The transcript has 3 exons. The coding region runs from base 295 to 858 and encodes 187 amino acids. Gene Ontology annotation, biological process: negative regulation of cell population proliferation; negative regulation of mitotic cell cycle; G1/S transition of mitotic cell cycle. Gene Ontology annotation, cellular component: nucleus; cytoplasm. The record is from RefSeq and is a predicted model, not a curated record.
ACUCAUAGCUCCCUCUAACGCCAUGUUGGCUGUUAUGACUUGAUGUGUUUUCAUCUGCCUUACUACGGACUUGACAGGAGUGGCUCUCUUAAACCGCCCCUGCGCCUUUGGAGACGCAUUAUUCCAUCUUUUUCGUGUUUGCGCGUAACGCGUUUUGGAUGAUACGCGCGGAGUAUGCAUGCACCAUCCCUGUUACUUCGCAUUUGAGAGGAUUACUACUUGGAAAUAGCAGUUCGAAACGGUGUUGUUUUUUUUUUUUCCUUUUGCCCCUUGUGUUGUUGCGUUUCUUGUCAUAUGUGCAACAAAAUGUCAGAUGUUCGCCUUUCUAAUGCGAGCCCGACAUUGGAGAGGGUGGAUGCGCGGCAGCCGGAUAACGUCAGACCUCCGGUGCGCAGAAAUCUUUUUGGAAGACCUGACCGAGAGGAGAUACGGAGGUACGUGACGGCCGCGGUGCAGGAAGAUGUGCAGGCUUUCGCGGAGAGGUAUAACUUCGACCCGGUCGCCGAGAGACCGCUCGCUCCGCGCAACUACGACUGGCAGCAGGACAGCAACGCACCGGAAUUUUAUCUCCGACCGCCUCACACGAGCCACCGGCCCCAGCGAGAGGUAGACUCGCCCAACGGGGACGAGCGACGGGAUGGCGAGGAGGAGACGAGUGGAAGGCGGACACAUCGCCAGCGAAACGGGGGCGACUCGCGGAAAAGACGCUCAGAAGAUUCAGGUUCUUGCUCCGACGAGAGCCAGACUAAAAGGUCGCAUUCCGACGAAGAUGAUGAUGAAGACCAGUCGGACGGUGCAGGAACUCAGGCCGUGCAGAUCAGAACCAACAGGCCAGAAAACUGCGCGGAGGUCCAGUGAAAAAAACAACAACAGUGCCAGAGCGAAGAGAGACCUGUUGCUGUUGGAAUACUGUAGCCUUUCUCAUCAUCUGACAAGAGUAGAGAGAAAAAAAUAUAUAUUAAAGGAGAAAAAAUAUAAAAAAAAUAAAAAAAGCAGCCUUAUCCUACAGAAGGGAGGAGGACAAGGCUGCACAAGCACUGAAUAUGUACACUAUCAAGUUUUGGCACUCAUAUUAAGUAAAUUGCCUCAGAAGCAGCAGACAAUGUAGCAGUGUGCAAAUGGAUUUUUGCUCAAAUUUUCUUUUCUUUUUUUUUUUUGUAUCUACUACCUAUGUUUAAGAUGUAGCACAUAAGAAAGCAUAUUAUGCUUUUCAUACCUUUUUUUUGUUGUUUAAAUAAGUGUGUAAAUUUGACUCGGGAAGUUGCAGUGCAAUUUUCCAGCAGAGAGAUAUUAUUUUGUUAUAGUGGUCAUUUGUAUCAUUAUUCAGGUAAUUGACGUAAGUUAAAAAGAAAAAAAAAAAAUGAAAAAAAAAUGCAGAUUUCAAAAAGUCAGGGUAACCUGGAGGCAGAAUGUCUCCACUUUUUCUGUGGCUUUAUUUUCCCAGUGUUAUAUAUCUUGUUUUUAUUUUUUCUGAAGGCCCAGAUGGCCACACUGUAAGUUGAGGGUCCAUCUAACUGGGAAUAGCCAUGAUAGGUAAAGUUUACAUGCAAAUAAUGUCUCCCUAUGUCCCAUUUUUAUGUCUUUCUUUUAUUUUAAGGGGGUUUGCCAAAGUUUGUGCCUUUUUUUUGUUUGUUUGUUUGUUUCAGGGGGUUAGGGGAGGGGAGGGGUGGGAGGGUGGCUAAACUGCUGAGCAAUAUCCAACCAAAUUUUUAUUUUAUUUUUUUUUACAGUAUUCGCUAAUAAUCCUAAGAGUUUAGCUUUUAUUUUGAAAUUAGGCAACUUAUUAUUUUAGUGACUCUCGUGGUCACACAUCCCAUCCCCCCUUUGUAAUAAGUGUGGUCCAGGUUAACAUAGAUAACAUAUGUUACAAUCACUGGGCUGGUUUUUUUUUUCUAUUAUUAUUAUUAUUAUGCAAAUAUGUGAAUCAAAGAUUUGUCUUUGUGGUGUGGAAUUCAUGUCGAACAUGUAAUUGCACUAUUGUUCAUUUCUCAUUAUUUUAGUGAGGGCAGAAAAAAAAAAACAACAACAAAGUGACACCGCCUCACUUGGUGUCAGACUUUGAAGUGUACCUGUGUGCCUCUUUUUUUUUUUUUCUUUUUUCUUUUGAAAAACACUGAAAAAUUAUACUAACUUAUUUAUGUUGAGUUUUUUUUUUCUUUUUUUUGUUUUGUGGGUGUAUGUACAGCUUCCCAAAGCGAACAUUUUUGUGCAUUUUUGUAAAUAUAUAUUUUCAUUAUUGUUUUUAAGAUAAAUAAAUAAAAUUGCAAAACUGAGCCUAAUAAUCGAUUUUA